CACGCUUUAGAUGAUGUAUCAUGAUAUCUAUACAACUUGGAAUUCUGCGUUGCUGCAUUGUGAACUGCGACGAAGUAGAUACACAAGUUUGAAGCAACAGUUGCUUCCUGCGGGUCGUACUACGAUAGCCCCGGGCGCCUAUUAGAGCUGCUGCGUCUUGGGCUUGCCACUACUUAUCGAACAGUCGCAUGUGUGAGAGGUCAUCCCACGUUUAACUCCUCCGUCGCCGACAUGGACUGCCAUCUGAGUCUCCCAUUGCCACGUCUGCCCCCCGAAAUAUGCGACUACGUACUCGAUCACCUAUGGGACGACCACAAGACCCUCAAGGUCUGCAGCCUCGUCACGCGAGAAUGGCUCCCCACGACGCGGAAACAUCUUUUCCAUUCCAUCCGUCUCUUCAGCAACCCGCGACGCGUCGCCUUUGAGGAUUUGAUUCUGCAUUCGGGAAACGCGGUGGCUCUCUGCGUCCGCAAGCUGGAGUUGAAAUGGACGCUCGUUAGCUGGACCCCCACAAUUCCCGUCUCCGUGCCUCAAACGCUGGCAUCUCUCAGCCGGCUAGAGGAGCUCACCCUCCAAGGUACCAUAUGGAGUGAUUCUUACUCUCCCGCGAAGACUAUAACAUGGCCAGUACUGCCCAUGGUGAAGGCUGUUCAUUUGCAGAUCAACGACGCCGACGACGUCGUAAGCCUGCAGCGAUUCAUCUGUGCAUGUCCUUCGCUCUCCUCCCUGAACCUCCAGAUACGGCAUACCUCAAAGUGCGACAGCUCGUACACCCAUCCUCCAACGAUCAUCCCGGGAUCGAUAGUAAUUGAGACUUUUCAAUACGGUGUCCGCGAGUCAGACCCCAUGUCAAGAUGGCUGCUGCAGGGUGGCCUGAAGCUGCGCAUACGUCGACUAGCGAUUACUAUACUCGAUUAUCCGACUUCAGUCAAUUUUCUCAGGAAGGGCGACGCCCAAGCCCUAUUACGUGCAUCUAGUGAAUGUCUGGAGCAUCUCGUCGUCAGAGUGCAAACCAAGAUCCGCUCCGAUUCACCAGUUAGGCAACAAGCGGCGAUGACGCACAAUCCGAACCUGGUCUCAAUCUACGUGUCGAGCAUAUGGUGUGGGUUUUCUGAUGACGUCCCUGAUGACGAGCCGUUCUCCAAUGGCUGGCGGGGCCUGCUCUCAAUCCUUGCCGACAUCCAGCCAAUGCACACCAAGCUGCAGUCAGUCGACAUCACGUUGAUUAUGACAUCCAAGCCGGAUUUCACGAGGAUGCCUUGUGAGCAGCUCGAUGCUGCCCUGGCGCGAAUUGUGGAUACACACCCGCAGUUGAUCGUCACCGUGUGCAUAACCAGCAGUUCCCCUGUAGCAGUGCCAUGGAUGACGGAGCUCGUCGAAACGCUUUUGCAACGCUUGGUCAGGGUGCAGGCAGGACGGGGCAGACUCUGUUUGAUGUGGCUGAACGGUUACGAUGAAAACAGAGAGUUCAGUCACCGUACGACACCGUCCUGGUGUUCGCGGUGACGAUGUGGCAGGGUUCGUCCAUCCAACUUUCCUCCUUGGCACCUUCCGAGUCCCUGUACAUCAUUCUUUCGGACUUUGCUUGUUACGCGCUUCGGGGUAAAUUCCACCUUCCGACUGCGCGUGAGUCGCAGGGCAUUGUCCCACGAUACAGAGCGAUGCAAUGAGGGUUUACGUUGUCAAUUGGGAUGGCUCAUUCAAGCGAAACAGGUCAUACCAAACAUUCCCAGAGAUCAAGUUUGAA
Molecule: messenger RNA, 1747 nt
Organism: Laetiporus sulphureus 93-53
Lineage: Eukaryota; Fungi; Basidiomycota; Agaricomycetes; Polyporales; Laetiporaceae
Exons: 3
Coding region: 232-1506 (424 amino acids)
Source: RefSeq, a predicted model, not a curated record